Paramecium sonneborni is the source of this 1110-nucleotide messenger RNA. Lineage: Eukaryota; Ciliophora; Oligohymenophorea; Peniculida; Parameciidae. The record is from the annotation of a GenBank genome assembly.
AUGAAUUCGGAAAGAAUCUCUUUCAUGACAUGCAAAGAUAAUUUUGAGAACGACGAAUUUCAUUCUGUGUUUGGUGAUGCUUAGAGUAUUUUAUCUGAUAUUAUAGAAAUUAUUCAGAAUCGACCAACAAUGUUUGUUCGUCCUUAUUAAACAAAUAGGAAAACCUUUUAAUUGAAGAGCAUAAAGGAAUCCAGUUUAGAGCCUUUAUUACUUAAGACAUCUGAAUUGGUAUCAGCACGAUAAGUUGUUCCAAUCGGAUAAGUUAAGAGAAAUCGAGUAGAAGCUUUGUUAUUGAGAACAAGACCAUAAAUGAAGAAGUUUAAGUAAGAAUGUUCUUUAGAUACUUCUGCUGCUCUAAUUAAAUUGAUGAAUAAGAAUAAAUGGAUUAGAUAUCUUAUGAAUUUAUACAUAUGGUUGAAUAUUGGCUUAAGAAUUGGAUAUGUGUUUAUUGUUAUAAUUUAUGUGAUUUAAAAUGAUUAUGGAAAUUAAGUGGAAGAUGAAAAUAGUGAAAAAAUUAUGCAAUAAUUUUAUUGGUGGAUUCCUGGCUCUUUUUUAGCAAUAAGAAUAAUAUUUAUAUUAAUAAUCUAUAAAUUACUAAUAGUAGGUGAACAAACAAGAGAUGUGAAGAUUAAAAUUGUUUAUGACACUUAUGAGGCAUGGUUUAAUAAGGCAAAUAAUGAAAGAGAAUAAUUGUUAACUGAAUGUAAUUAGAUGGUUAUCAGAAAUCGAUAAGAUGAAUUGAAAUUAAGAAAACUUUAAUAAUAAUUGAAUUCAUUAAAUAGAUGGCUUUUUAUACUUAAAACAUAUAUUGUUUUAAUUCCUCCAGAAUGCUAAUUCAUAUUUUUAAAAUAAAAAAGCAAUGGAUUUUUUUAAGUUCAAAAUUUUAUUAUGAAAUCUUUAGAAAUACUCUUUUUUACACCUUAAUUAUUGUAUUUUUUAUUAAUCGAGCAUCCAUUAGAUUUAGAAUUGGAUGAAAAAGAUGCCUACAAGAUUAACAAUAUUUGUUUAUUAGUACUUUUGGCUGACAUCAUCAUUUUUUUCUUGAUUACCCUAUUACUAAUCUGUUUAGGGAACAAUAGAAAAUAUGUUAACAAUUUAAGAAAUAAUUGA